This is a messenger RNA of Mesocricetus auratus (golden hamster), 2790 nucleotides long. Its product is annotated as von Willebrand factor A domain-containing protein 5A. The coding region runs from base 221 to 2665 and encodes 814 amino acids. The record is from RefSeq and is a predicted model, not a curated record. The transcript is spliced from 21 exons. Lineage: Eukaryota; Metazoa; Chordata; Mammalia; Rodentia; Cricetidae.
CCUGCAGUGGCCACUGCCAGCCUGUGAUCUCUGCUGCCAGACAGAGACCAUCAUCCUUCAGCUGAGCUGCUCCUGGAUUUCCCUAUAGAAGAUGGACUCAGUUAAUGUCUCUUUGGUGGCUGAUUCAUUCUGUGGCCACUGCCAGCCUGUGAUCUCUGCUGCCAGACACAGUCCCUCCUUCAGCUGAGCUGCUCCUGGGUGCAGGGUCGCCAACAGGAAUAUGGGAAACGUACCAGGGAUCAAAUCCCUAAAGAAAAAAACGACUGUCCCACUGCUAAGAGAUUACAAACACAAACCUCCUCAGAAACGUACUGUCACCAUGGAGCGUCACUGUGGUCUAAUCACUGGUGACAUGGAGCCAGUACCACUGAAGAGCAUCUCAGUAACUUUAUCCAUCCAUGACUUUGUGGCUGGUGUGUCUGCAACCUUAAAUUAUGAGAAUGAGGAAGGAGUCCCAGUAGAGGCAAUCUUUGUGUUCCCUUUGGAUGAAGACUCUGCUGUCUACAGCUUUGAAGCCUUGGUGGAUGGGAAGAAAAUUGUGGCAGAAUUGCAGGAGAAGAUGCAGGCCCAUAGCAACUAUGAGGAUGCCCUCUCCCAGGGCCACCAAGCCUACUUAUUGGAAGAGGAUGACUACUCCAGGGAUGUCUUUUCUUGCAAUAUUGGGAACCUCCCGCCUGGGACUAAGGUGGGAGUCACCCUGAAGUAUGUACAGGAACUGCCUCUGGAAACAGAUGGUGCCCUGCGCUAUGUGCUCCCAGCAAUCUUGAAUCCAAGAUAUCAGCUCUCUGAACAGUCAGCGGGCAGUUUUUUAAAUAUAAAGGCUCCCAUAGUCCCUUUGGAGGACCUGCCCUACACACUCAACAUGGUUGCCACCAUCACUUCCCAGCAUGGCAUUGAGAGGGUCCAAUCCAACUGCUCCUUGAGUCCUAUCCAGUACCUUGCUAAUGACAAGACUUCUGCUCAGGUUUCCUUGGCUGAAGGACAGAAGUUUGACCGAGAUGUGGAACUCCUGAUUUACUACAGUGAAGUGCACAGCCCCAGUGUAACUGUGGAGAUGGGAAUGCAGGACAUGAAGCCAGAUAGCUUGAUGGGUGCUCCUUCUGCAAUGCUGAGCUUCUAUCCAGAUCUCCCAGAAGUGGAGGGGUCAAAGGCCUGUGGAGAAUUUGUGUUCCUCGUGGACCGCUCUGGAAGUAUGGGAUCCGGCUUGAGCUACCGUAAUGAUUCUCAGUCUCGCAUAGAGGCUGCCAAGGAAACUCUGCUGCUGUUGCUGAAGAGUUUGCCUAUGGGUUGUUAUUUCAACAUCUAUGGAUUUGGAUCUUCCUAUGAAAAAUUCUUUCCGGAGAGUGUGAAGUACACUCAGGAAACAAUGGAAAAGGCAGUGAAAAGAGUGAAAGAUCUGAAAGCAGACCUUGGGGGCACUGAAAUCUUGACACCACUCCUCGACAUUUACAAGCGACCCUCCAUUCCUGGCCAUCCCUUACAGAUUUUUGUCUUCACAGAUGGAGAAGUUAGUGACACAUUUAGAGUCAUUAAAGAAGUUGAAUUAAACAGCAAGAAGCACAGAUGUUUCUCAUUUGGUAUUGGAGAAGGAGCCUCCACCAGUUUAAUCAAAGGCAUCGCCCGGGUAUCUGGGGGCACUGCAGAGUUUAUCACAGACAAGGACAGGAUGCAGACCAAGGCUCUUGGGUCUCUGAAGUUUGCUCUAAACUGUUCAGUUGAUGACUUCUCUCUGAGCUGGGUUUUGCCUCCUGGUCUGUCAGCUAGCAUGAUUUCUCCAGAGCACACUGUCAUCUUUAAGGGUCAGAGAUUAAUCAUCUAUGCCCAACUCAAUGGGACUAUGCCUCAAGUGGAGAGCUCAGGAGAAGUGUGCCUCAAGUAUACCCUCCAAGGCAGGAGUCUUGAAAACAGGGUGACAUUUUUGCUACAACCCAAUACAAAUACCAGCUUCACCAUUCAUAGGUUGGCUGCAAAGUCCCUGAUUCAGAUGAAGGACUUGGGCUCUGCUGAGACAUCAAAAGGAGAAAAAGAGAAUGUGUUGAACAUCAGCAUUCAGUCUGGAGUCCUCAGCUCCUUCACAGCUUUCAUUGCUAUAAACAAAGAGCUCAACCAGCCAGUGCAGGGGCCUUUGGCUCACAGGGUGAUUCCAAGGCCAGUAACUUUUUCAAAUUCACCUUUUGUAUGUCAUCGUGGGUCUGCUGGUGACCUUUUAUUCGCCUGCCAAGCAUAUGAUAUUGUGGGAGAUACAGAGUUCAUGAGCAUGAUGAACACCUCAAUAUCCUCCACCAAGAAAACCAACUUGAAAAAUGAGCAUGAAGGUUUUCACGAAGUUUUUGGAGAAAAUGCUAUUCUGUACCUGAUUUCCCUCCAAAAGGCAAAUGGCUCCUGGGAGCUGGAUGAGGAUUUGACUAAGAUCCUGGGCACCAGUUUGGAAGACAUGAAGGCUGCAAAUCCUGCCAAGGAUGAAGACCCCUCAGCCUGGGCCACAGUGCUGGCUGUGCUCUGGCUGCAUGCUAAUGGCAAGGACAUGGAGUGUGAGUGGGAGCUUCUGGAAAGGAAGGCAGUGGCCUGGCUUCAUGACCAUGCAGACUCCUCCAUCCCCAUGCUAGUGCAAGCUGCCAAUAGAUUCCUGAAAUUGUCGGUGACUCCCGAUGUCUUUGUCUUCUGAAAAUGCAACCCAUGAAUUUCCUGGCUAUGAUUAAGUCCCUCCCUUGUUCCUUUGCUAAAAUAGAAUUUGGAUUUUAUUUUUAACUUUUUGCUUCUCUCAUAACAAUAAAGGCUAUCUGCACAGUC